AUGACAACUCAGGGACAGAUCUACACCGAUUGGGUGAACCGAUAUUUAUCAAAAGCGCCAAACUACAAACCGAUCGACGACAUCUCAAACGAACUACGUGAUUACCGCUUGGUAGCGAAAUUGAUCCAAGUUGUCGUACUGGACCGUGUUGAAAGUAUGAGGGCGUGUGCUUGCACGGAAGAGAUCGUCCGUCUCUCAACUGAUGAUGAUGGCUACAUUUGCCUUUUCCCAACCGUCGGUCCCACGAAAUCUUUGAAAAGGGACUACCAGGACCAACUAUCACUUUGGAAACAUUAG
Molecule: messenger RNA, 297 nt
Organism: Cooperia oncophora
Lineage: Eukaryota; Metazoa; Nematoda; Chromadorea; Rhabditida; Trichostrongylidae
Source: the annotation of a GenBank genome assembly